AUGAGCAUAUUAAAACCAGAGAGUUUUUCUCAAGCUAGUGGCAGAAGGGGAUGUCGGCGAGAUUCAAAGCACAGCAAGGAUUCUCCAUUUACCGCCAGGUUGAAGACAAGAGGGCCACGUGAUGAGGAAUGCAGGCAACCUCUAGAAGCUGAGAGUGACCCCCAGCUGACAGCCAGCAAGGGAAUGGAGCUCUCAGUUCUACAACUACAGGAACUGAGUUCUUCCAACAACCUGAAUGAAUGUGGACAUCACUUUGGACCCCUGCUGAAAGACUUUAUCCUGGAUCGUGUCAGCCCAAGGGAGUUCAUCCUGGUAGGACUUACAGACCAAAGUCAACUCCAGAUACCCCUCUUCUUCCUCUUCUUAUUGAACUGUAUGGUCACUGUGGUAGGGAAUUUGAGCUUAAUUAAUCAGAUAUGCCUGAACUCUCAUCUUCACACUCCCAUGUAUUUUUUGGUCUUCAACCUGUCCUUCAUAGAUCUCUGCCACUCCUUGGUCAUUACGCCUAAACAGCUGAUGAGCUUUGUGUCAGAGAACAUCAUCUCCUUUGCAGGGUGCAUGACUCUGUUGGGUUUUCUUUUCUGUUUCCUUAUCCAUUCUGAAUGCUAUGUGUUGACAGCCAUGGCCUAUGAUCGCUGUGUGUCCAUCUGUAAGCCCCUUUUGUACACAGUCACCAUGUCCCCUCAGGUCUCUUCUUUGCUGAUGUUUGGUUCAUAUGUAAUGGUGUUUGCCAGUGCUGUGGCCCACACAGGGCACAUGGUCAGAUUAUCCUUUUGUGAUUCCAGCAUCACCAACCAUUACAUGUGUGACAUCUUCCCCCUCCUCCAGCUGUCCUGCAGCAGCACGGAUGCCAGUGAGCUGGUGGAUUCCAUUAUUGUGAGCACAGUUGUAAUAAUAUGUAGCUUCAUUAUUUUUGUUUCUUAUGCUUUGAUCCUCUCCAGUAUCCUCCACAUCUCAUCAGCUCAGGGUUGGUCCAAAGCCCUCAGUACUUGUGGCUCCCACAUAAUAACUGUUGCCCUCUUCUAUGGUUCUGGGUUGUUUACACAUCUCAAGACCUUUUCUGAUGGUUCUGUGGGCCAGGGGGAGUUCUUCUCAGUAUUUUAUACCAAUGUAGUCCCCAUGUUGAACCUCCUCAUCUAUAGUCUAAGGAACAAGGAUGUCAAACUUGCUCUGAAGAAAACCCUAAAGAGAGUUGCGAACUAA
This is a messenger RNA of Lagenorhynchus albirostris (white-beaked dolphin), 1203 nucleotides long. RefSeq names its product olfactory receptor 143-like. Gene Ontology annotation, biological process: sensory perception of smell; G protein-coupled receptor signaling pathway. Gene Ontology annotation, molecular function: olfactory receptor activity; G protein-coupled receptor activity; odorant binding. The record is from RefSeq and is a predicted model, not a curated record. Gene Ontology annotation, cellular component: membrane. Lineage: Eukaryota; Metazoa; Chordata; Mammalia; Artiodactyla; Delphinidae.